Molecule: messenger RNA, 806 nt
Organism: Corapipo altera (White-ruffed manakin)
Lineage: Eukaryota; Metazoa; Chordata; Aves; Passeriformes; Pipridae
Product: hemoglobin subunit beta-like
Exons: 3
Coding region: 286-729 (147 amino acids)
Biological process (GO): oxygen transport; hydrogen peroxide catabolic process
Cellular component (GO): haptoglobin-hemoglobin complex; blood microparticle; hemoglobin complex
Molecular function (GO): oxygen carrier activity; oxygen binding; organic acid binding
Source: RefSeq, a predicted model, not a curated record
AGGGGGAAAGGGCCCCUUUUCCCCUUGGACACCAUCCAAACCGCUAUCUUCCCUUGUGCAGCCCCGCUCCCCCCCAGCCCCGACCAAUGGCUCCGGGAACUGAGAUUAGGCCCAGCCGUGUAUAAAAAUGCCCAGGGCAGCCUCUGGCACCACUCUCUCAUUGUGCAGGGAAGCCCAGGGCAGCCUCUGGCACCACUCUCUCAUUGUGCAGGGAAGCCCAGGGCAGCCUCUGGCACCACUCUCUCAUUGUGCAGGGACGCCCAGGCAGCCCCUCUGCUCGGCACCAUGGUGAACUGGACGGCUGAGGAGAAGCAGCUCAUCACCAGCACCUGGAGCAAGGUCAACGUCACCGACUGCGGUGCUGAGGCCCUGGCCAGGCUGCUGAUCGUCUACCCCUGGACCCAGAGGUUCUUUGCCUCCUUUGGGAACCUCUCUAGCCCCACGGCCGUCAUUGGCAACCCCAUGGUCCGUGCCCACGGCAAGAAGGUGCUCACCUCCUUCGGGGAUGCUGUCAAGAACCUCGACAACAUCAAGAAAUGUUUCGCUCAGCUGAGCAAACUCCACUGUGACAAACUGCACGUGGACCCCGAGAACUUCAGGCUCCUGGGUGACAUCCUCAUCAUUGUCCUGGCCUCCACCUUCGGGAAGGACUUCACCCCUGCCUGCCAGGCUGCCUGGCAGAAGAUGGUCCGUGUGGUGGCCCACGCCCUGGCCCACGAGUACCACUGAGCCCCCCGCCAGCAUUCCUGCCUGGAGACGCUCCUGGGGAAUGCUCCUGGUCUCUAACUGCCAAAUAAACACCAACU